Molecule: messenger RNA, 3468 nt
Organism: Owenia fusiformis
Lineage: Eukaryota; Metazoa; Annelida; Polychaeta; Sabellida; Oweniidae
Source: the annotation of a GenBank genome assembly
GUGGUAGAGCCCAUGAUAGAACUCAACUAUUUUUUCGGGACGAAGCUGUUAUCUGCCGAUACAAGAUGUCUGUGAUGAAGAAAUAAAAUAGUCAGCAAUAUUGAUUUACUAUAAGCUUACAUGUAUGAAAUACCGAAAAGCAUUGGCUUCAAAGAUUUGAAGAGAAAUCCCUGACUGGGUGAAUGGACAUGAAUGAGUUGAACAACAAUGACAGUAUUUGGUAGAUGCGAACUAAAUGAUCAGUAGAUAUUACAGUAGAUAUUGCUUCACAGUCAAUAUACGGAUAUGGCAAAAAUGUAUUUAAUAAUAGUAGUGAAACAUUUGGACAUAUGAACACGAUAUACCUACCUUAUCAAAAUUCGUUUUUUGAACAAUCAAAACAUGGAGGCUGACAUUUUGAAAAUACCCGGAUCACAUGAAUAACUAAUCGAACAACUUAUUUGUAACAUUUUAACUUAUUUUCCCCGAAUAGUAUAUUAUAUAGUCCAGUAUGGUAUAGUUUUUAAAAGCAAUUAUAAUCUUAUGUGUUGGAUUAAAUGAUCUACAGAACAUAAGUAGACUCCAAUUAUACAAAUUAAAUAUUGUUGAUUGACUAGUUUUUCUGGUAUUGAAGUUGACCUAGAUUUUGAACCAAAUUUGAAGGAUCUAUAAAGUAAACAUGCCUAGAUGUUAAAGAUUGAUGAUGGUCCGUAAAAGUGAGCGUACCCCUCAGGCAAAAACGCGUAGCUAUUCUCCAACGUUUCAGCCCACUUUUAAACGCAAGAAAAAUAAGACGGCCAAAAGCAGGUCUAGCCAAACGAAGAAUGCAGUUGUUCGUCCAUAUGAUAAACUAGCUAAUGGUGAGCCGUUUAGUUGCAGUCUGUGCAAAUCUAGGUAUGUGUGUAACCCAAGGAAGCGGAAGAAUCCAGGCAAGCAAUCGAACCAUCAACCUACCCCUGUGGAGAGGGUGGACAAAACAACAGGGGAACUGCUUCUUUUGUGCAAUCGAUGUGGUCAUGCCCUUAUGGAACCACCAAGGAAGGUGAAGAAGACCUACCCAUUAGUUGAAAGCAAGGAGAAAUAUUUAGAUGAGGCUAGAACUUUUGCUUCUUCACUAGCUGAGGGACUUGAUGAUCCCGAUGCUGAAAGAUUGUCAUGUCCAAACUUCCAUGUACAGGGAUGUGGCUGUUUACAGAGAUAUAUCAUAGGAGAUGGCGAAUUGGAAGAAUCAAAGACACGAGCGAGUCAAUUGCUAUCUCUACUGAAACAUGCUAAAACACUAAGUGCUAAAAAAUUCUAUCCAGUCCCAGAGGUUCCUGAUUUGAAAAAGAAAGCGAGGCUUGUGAUAGGUUACGGAAAUGGUCAUCGUAAGUCGAAAGAAUUUGAAGAAUUUGUGAUCGAGAAGCGUAAAUAUCUGAGAGACGAGCUGAAGCUGUGUGAGAGGGCUGCUCAAAGAGUUCUAGUCUAUUCCAAUAACUUUUUGCACAAGAAAAUGAAAACAAACAAAGAGCGCCCAUAUAGAGGUUCAAGAGUAAAGGGCAAGGCAGCACUUGGGCAGCUUAAGCCAAUAGAAGACCUUAUUAAGCACAAGUGCUGUGUGGACAACUGUGUUAUGAUGACGCUAACCCACUCUUCUCUUCUUGAGGACUGGAGGCAGAGGGCGCAACAAGGUCAAUACGAGAUGAAGAAAGUACUCGCAGAGAUGCUAACUCCCUCUGGUGGUGUGCGUGUGAACUGUUAUCAGUUCAUCUCUUCUGUGGUUGGAUGUAGCAAUACGACAAUUACGAAAGUGGCCAAUCAUGUGAGACUAACUAGGGGAAGGCGUGAACCUCCACAACACGGACUACGCAAAUAUUGGGAAGCUAAGAAAAAAGCGACAAGUGGUAAAGGGACGAAACCUACAGGAUCAACAGCCACAAAGCCGUCUAACAAACCAGACACAGUAACAACAUUGACCAAAGCAAGCAAGAACAAGAAAAAUCUAGUCUCUCAGAACAAUGUUUUAAAUCAGAAAACCACGGCUGAUACGGGGGCAUCUGCAACAUUUACAGCUCUGCCAGGACCAGUGACAUGGGAUACACUUCGUAAUCAACAACUUCUACUACAGCUGCAAAAACAGCUGUCAAAUCAACAACAGCAGAUAAAAUCACAGCUGCAGCUCAUUGAUCAACAGCUGAUUGGACAACAGCUGCAGGCAUUACAGCAGGGUGGCCAAAUGUUGAAUGCAACUGGUGUGGUAGCUAGCACAUCUGGGAAGAAAUCCAGGGGGACAACAAAAGCACCAUGCACCAUGACAACGAUGCAGUCAAAUACCAGUCUAUUGGAGGUGCAACCUGCUCCUUCCCCCUUCCAGCCCCAAGCGCAGUAUGUUCCCGUUGUCCAGAAGCCAGCCUCCCACUUACAAAAGCAGUACCCCACCCUCAGCAACAGUAUAUUCAACUCAACCCAACCUCCAACUCACAUGGGUAAUCUAUCAAUAGACAAUACUCCAGGCCAAGGAUCUAUUACCCUAGUGGAGGACGGGGAAAGUGGAGGGACGAUAGAAAAUAUGUCGAUAAAUGUACAUGUAGAAGAUACAGCAGAUCUAGCAUCGCCCAUACAUGAGGGCUCUAUUCUACCCACCAACCGAGAAAGAAAGACACAUGACCAACAAACAAAUGACCAACAAAUUUCAGUUGAGCCAGUUUUAGUUAUGGGUGAAUCCACAUGUGAAAUGUCACAAAUUAUGGCCCAGCUAAAUGACAGCUCAGGUCCACCGCCAAAUGUUAAUAUAGCAGUUGUCGAAGCUGACGAGAAUGAGGUGAUAUCUGACCCACAGGGUUUAGAAACGAUAUUAAGAUCUCAGAAUAUUGCUCCAGGGACGUACACACUUUAUAUCCAACCCCCCGCUGAUGGUGAUAUAGACCAAAAUCUUGGCAGAGAGGUCGAGUUUGCUGGAGAAGAAACUUUAGUGGUGGCUGAAAGGAACUCUUCCAAUGAGGAGGAAGUCUUGGAGAUCGCUCGGGAUUCACCCGAUGCAACAGGAUUUUCCCAAGAAUUUCUCCAGCAAAUUUUAUUAACUCAAAAUGAAAAUGAGGCUGUGCAAACAUUGAAUGAUAAUCCUGUCAAACAAGGGAAUUAGGAUAAUUAACGAGAUUAAUUAAUUAAUUAAUAAUUUAACUAUAAAUGAUUGAAAACCUAGGUAAAAAAUGUAUUGUUUGCAUACUACUUAUAUGUAAUAUUGACGUACCUUUGAGUGCCACUGUUAUAAAAGUGAAUGUCAAAUAAAAAGUAAAUAAAUAAAUAAAUUGACAGUAGGUAUUUUUCCUUUACACCACCAGGUUAAUAAAUCGUAUCUAAUAGCAUGAGGCAAAGAAAAACUUAAAAACCUGAAUAAUAAUUUUCGUGUAACCUUUUUGGUGAGUUUGAUAAUUAUCCAAAAUAAAGUACAGUUAAACUUGUAUAAUCCGAACGCCAGUGGGACCAGCUUAAAGCGUUCAGAUUAGGAGG